Messenger RNA from Vitis vinifera (wine grape), 2174 nucleotides. RefSeq lists its product as uncharacterized. The record is from RefSeq and is a predicted model, not a curated record. The transcript has 9 exons. The coding region runs from base 618 to 2132 and encodes 504 amino acids. Lineage: Eukaryota; Viridiplantae; Streptophyta; Magnoliopsida; Vitales; Vitaceae.
GUAGAAGCCGAUUUCUUCUUUGCCUAGAAGCCGUUUUCUUCUCUACCUAGAAGUCGUUUUCUUCUCUGCUUAGAAGCCGUUUUUCCUUCUCGUUUCGACCACCCUUUCUCUAAUAAUAAGGGCGUUAAGAAACCUAUACAAGGGGCAAGCCAAAACCUUUUACUAGGUUGGGUUGCUGGAUACGGGAUCCUCGUAGUAGGCUGGACCAACAUCCAGCCGAGAGAGGGCAGCCUUUAGAAGCAACAGGUUGGUCGUAGAUCAAGAACGGUUCGCGUUUUCUUAUCUUCUUCCCGCCCUAGGAGUAGGAGUAGCACAAAAAGAGGGAUUACCAUUAUUGACCCAAUGAUAAACCACUAACACCUUCCUCGUUGGGGCUCCGCGCACUGGGAAAACGCUCUACCGAGUUUCUCCAUCGCUUGCAUCUCAAUCUCUGCAGCUCUUUCAUUUUUUCUCGCAUUCGGCUCUUUGGAAAAUUUGAAUCAGCAUUUCAAGCCUAGAAGCCGUUUUCUUCUCUUCCUCCCGAGCACCUCCAUCGGUUGCAUCUCAAUCUCUGCGGCUCUUUCAUUUUUUCUCUCAUCCGUCUCUCUCGAGAAUUUGAAUAAGUUAUAAUAUUAACAAUGGCUGGUAAUGGCUUAGAUGGUUCUGCUGCCAGUUCACGCCCACUCUCGGCCACAUCAAUGUUUACACGAUGCUCAGCUGCAAGAUUUAAGAAACUGUGCAACCGAUUACCAGAGGCAAAAAUUCAAGCCAUAAGAGACCUCCAAUUUGGAGGUCUCUUAAACUUAAACUGCACAGAGGUGCGCCACAACCUCUGUAUCUUUCUAAUCCAACAUUUCAAUGUUGGAUUUAGACGGAUAGAGUUCUCAGCCCAGAAACACUAUCCUGUUACAGCCACCGAUGUUGGCCUCAUUUUGGGCCUCCCAACAGAAGGACGGAAUUUGCAGGUGACCUCUACAUCAUCAGAUCAUCCAUUUGGGCCUAUUCGGGCAUGCGAGGAGAAACUCCUAGACUUACCUGUAGGUGAGGAGUUCCGUAGAGCAUUCAUUUACUACGCAUGUGCCACAUUGUUGGCCCCCACGUCUAGGCUCAAUGGUUGCCGUAACUUGUGGCAUACCAUCCAUGAGGAUGGAUUCCGAAAUGAUGUUAAUUGGGCCCAGUUUGUGCUUGACCAACUGGUUGAGGGAAUUAGGCGAUACCAACAAUCUAAGACCUCUUGGGUACAUGGCUGCGUUUUAUUUCUUCAGCUGCAUUAUGUCAUUAAAUUCCAAAUUCCUUCAGUCCAAGUCCCCAUUACAGUGCCCCCAACAUUGGCAUGGACUGAUGAUUUGAUUAAGGGACGACUAGUCGCUGAGAUAAAGGAGUUUGGAGCAUUCGGACAUGCUGAGAUUGAUUUUGCGUCCCAGAGAUCUCCAACCGUAGAUAGAACUUCGGAGCCAGAGACUAAUGUGGACCAUGACACAAAUGUUGAUGCUGAAAAUAGUGAUGAAAUAUGGCAUCAAUAUCAUGAUGCAGAACGCGCAAUCGACCAAUAUCAACGGGGCAUUCAGCAGCAGCUGAGAAUAAUGCGUGGCCUUAUGCAUAAGUUAGGGUCUCGCAGACAUAGUGGGGUAAAUUCAGCUGCGGGGGGUCACUCUAGCUAUGCACCAGCCAGCACUCCCACAGCCGAUGACCAUGCAUUUCCUGGUGAUGAGUACAUGGCUUCGCAUGCUGCAUACCAUGUGCUAGACACACCAGAUCGCGUUGUCGCCCCUGAGUAUGAGUUGCAGCCCAGUGUACCCAUUAAUGUUGUAAGCGAUGGUGAAGAACAACCAGAAGGUAAUGUUGUCCCCACAAAUAGAAACGUCCGAAGACGUCGAGUGCGUCGCAUGGCUCCAAACCUGUUGUCCCCAUACAUAUCCCAACCACAAACGAAACAAUCUGCCAUCAAAAUCGACCUAAAACAAGGAGCUGCACUGGUAUUUGGAGACGAUUUGGAUGCAAGUGAGGAACUAGUGUCUAUGCAUGACACUAUCCUAACCAGAGGCAAUUUGGGCUGCUUCCAAGGGAAUGGGUGGAUAGGAAACGACGUGCAUAUCAUUUCUUAUCCCUCUUUAUGCAUUAUUUUAAGUUUCAAAAUGAAAGUGUGGUUCUAAUAUAAUUUGUUGCUUACACUUUUAUGAUAUAUGAAAUCAGGU